This is a messenger RNA of Trichomonas vaginalis G3, 429 nucleotides long. RefSeq lists its product as uncharacterized. Lineage: Eukaryota; Parabasalia; Trichomonadida; Trichomonadidae. The transcript has a single exon. The annotation marks the transcript as partial. The record is from RefSeq and is a predicted model, not a curated record.
AUGCAAGUCAGAAAUAUUCAGAACAUAGCACCGAGUCUAACUGACAAGAGUAUAAAGAUAUACUAUGAACAUGUUAUGAUGAAACCAACCAAAAUUCAAGAAAGUCAGUAUACUUAUGAAUAUCCAAGACACUGGGUAGAGUAUGUAGGAGGUGAGAAAGCUAUUGAAAUAAGACAAGUUAGAAGUAUUCCAGCAGGAAGAACAAUAUUAUUGAAGAACUUUAAUGUUUUGAGGUAUAAUGAUGAAACAAAGAAGCAAGAUAGUUUUCCUGUUGCUGUGUAUGUGAACCUAGACACAGGUGAUGACAUGAAAGUUUUUAACACAAAGCUUCAAACGGUAGUGAGAGAACAACUUACUGCGGAAGGACAUCCAUUACCUUCAGAAGUUACCAUAGCAUAUAAUUUUGAAACAAACUCAAUAGAUUUUAAA